Molecule: messenger RNA, 3411 nt
Organism: Chrysemys picta bellii (western painted turtle)
Lineage: Eukaryota; Metazoa; Chordata; Testudines; Emydidae
Gene: INPP5A
Product: inositol polyphosphate-5-phosphatase A
Biological process (GO): phosphatidylinositol dephosphorylation
Molecular function (GO): inositol-polyphosphate 5-phosphatase activity
Source: RefSeq, a predicted model, not a curated record
AGCCCUAGUCCCUGCUGCCUCUGUUAUUGCAGCCAAAGGCUGGGAGUAGCAGCAGCGACAAGGGCAGCUCUGGCUGUGCGAGGGGCUUCGCGCAGUGCAGCUUCCCGGGUGCGUGCGGGGAGAGCGCUGGAGCCCCUUCCGCAGAGCCUGGCCAUGCACAGGGAUUCAGCCGCCGCCUCCACCAGCAGGAACUUUCCUGGCAGGAGCCUAAUGGCUGCGAAGGGGGAAAUCUAAGAACAAAGUCUUCGCCUCCAGCCCAGGCGCCGGGGAGAGGGAGAUCCGGCAGCAAUGAGCCCAGGGGCUGCUUGGCACUGAUGUCUCCGUGCCUCCCCCCGGCGGGAGGACUGAGAAUCCCUGGCUUACCUUCCUGCUCCUCCCCUGGGGCACAGCCGAGCGAGUGAGCGAGGCAGGGGCGGCAGAGGGGCAGCGGCUCCCCCGGGGGUGCUUUGAAACUGACUUCGAAACUUCCACGGGGCCAGGGCUCCCCGGCCCGCCGGUCGCACCCCGCCGCCUCCCCACCCGCCGGCGUUCCCACGGAGAGCCCGUUUGGCCGCGGGUUUGGGGGAGUGUGUGAAUUUUUAAACUCUCCCCUGCCGGUGUCAUGGCGGUGAAAGGGGCUGCGGCAGGUACCGGAAUGUUGUUAGUAACAGCCAACGUUGGAUCCCUCUUUGAUGAUCCAGAAAAUUUACAGAAGAAUUGGCUUCGGGAAUUUUAUCAGAUUGUACAUACACACAAGCCACACUUUAUGGCUUUACAUUGUCAAGAGUUUGGUGGAAAAAACUAUGAAGCUUCCAUGUCUCAUGUGGACAAGUUUGUUAAAGAAUUGUUAUCAAGUGAUGCAAUGAAAGACUAUAACAGAGCCCGGGUUUACCUGGAUGAGAACUACAAGUCACAGGAACAUUUUACGGCUCUAGGAAGCUUUUACUUCCUUCAUGAAUCCUUGAAAAACAUCUACCAGUUUGAUUUUAAAGCCAAGAAGUAUAAAAAGGUUACUGGCAAAGAAAUCUACUCAGAUACAUUAGAAAGCACACCCAUGCUGGAAAAAGAGAAGUUUCCACAGGAUUAUUUCCCUGAGUGUAAAUGGUCCAGAAAAGGCUUCAUUCGCACAAGAUGGUGUAUUACUGAUUGUGCCUUUGACUUGGUAAACAUUCAUCUUUUCCAUGAUGCUUCCAAUUUAAUUGCUUGGGAAACAAGCCCAUCGGUUUACUCAGGAAUACGACAUAAGGCUCUUGGUUAUGUACUUGAUAGAAUUAGAGAUCAGCGGUUUGAGAAGGUUUCAUAUUUUGUGUUUGGAGAUUUCAACUUUCGACUGGAUUCCAAAUCAGUAGUAGAGACACUUUGUACAAAGGCUACAAUGCAGACUAUCCGAGCAGCUGACACCAAUGAAGUAGUCAAGCUAAUAUUCCGUGAAUCUGAUAAUGACCGAAAGGUUAUGUUACAGUUAGAAAAGAAGCUCUUUGACUAUUUUAAUCAAGAUGUUUUUAGAGACAACAAUGGCACUGCGCUUUUAGAAUUUGACAAAGAGCUGUCUGUCUUUAAAGAUAAAUUGUAUGAACUGGACAUCUCAUUUCCACCCAGUUAUCCAUACAGUGAAGAUUGUAGCCAGGGAAAGCAGUACAUGAAUACUAGAUGUCCAGCUUGGUGUGAUAGAAUUCUGAUGUCGCAUUCAGCCAAGGAACUGAUUCUAAAAUCAGAAAAUGAUGAGAAGAUAGUGAUUUAUGACCAUAUUGGGCCAAAUGUCUGCAUGGGGGAUCACAAGCCUGUGUUCCUGUCCUUUCGAAUAGCUGCUGGGGCAGGAAAAAGAUGCCCUCGAAAUGAGAAGAUCUUUCGUGAAACCACCCUGUAGCAUGGAGGAGGAAAGAAUAAGCAGUAUAUUGAAAUGCAUAAUCCUAACAGCUGUAUUGAUAAAUCAAGUCUUGAGUGCCACAUUUUUAGACUGCUGAUCGUACACUAUGCUUCAGCAUCUGGACUCUGUUCGGGAAAAGCCUCACAUACCUCACUGUCUUGUAUGUUCAUGUGACAUCAAGUAGAAAUGUGGAAUUAUAUAUAUAUAUAUAUAAAAAAUAUGUCACGGUUCUGUUGCCAAAACUCUAAUAGACAGCAGAGAUGUUCUGUAUUUUAGAUUUCACAAUUUUCAACUUUUAAUAAGUGUUUGUCAAUGUGGAAAAGCUACUUCAGCACAUUUUAAACUUUUAAAGGUGUCAUGCCUAACAUUAUAUAUCUGUACCAUUUGGGGGUUUUGUACAUUGGAUUAUAUAGAUAGAGAUUUUGAUGGUUUUAAAUGGUAUUUUCUUCAUUGACCAAGGCUUAUGGUUUGUUUUAGUUUUAGAAUUUUGUUUUGUUUUUCAUUUUUUAUAGAUUUUUUUUCCUCAUGUUAUUUACUAUUCUGCCAUGUAACAUGGUUUUGAAUCACACAGCAGCUGCUUUCUAUACAUACAUAUGUGUGUGUCUAUAUAUAUAUAUGUAUGUGUGUGUAUAUAUACACAGAUAUAUAAAUAAUUUAUAAACCUUACCAAAACGUAUGCUAAAUAUACUUUCCAUUAUGACUGCUUGAGAGUGCCAUAUCAGCAAUUAGUGUUGGAGUCUAGCAGUUUUAGUUAAGUGAACAUCAACAAUCAACAUUUAUAAAACAAAUAAUAUAUAGCAGUGCCAUCAUCAAUACAGAUAUAUAGUAUACUAUAUAGCACAUAUAUUAGCAGUUUCACUUUGUUACUCCUAUAAUACCUUCUUUCUAAGUACUAUUAAGGACUGAAUGUGAAGUCUCUAGUUAGAUUUGGGUGUACCUUUCAAGAAUUUUGUAAACUGUUUUUGUCUGUCUUUUGUUACUGUUUUAUGGUGCCAAGUAUUGUAUAUUAAAACAAUAACAACAUGGGAGAAGAAAAUUAGAAGUCUGUUUCAGAUAGCAUCUGCACCCAACACAGACUGUAUUUAUACAAAGUGUUAGCGAAAAGGACUGUAAAUUUUCUUACUUAGUAGCUAUGUGCAACCUGCAACAUAACCUUGUUAUGAACAUUUUUCUCCCACCACAAAGUACAACAUUAAAAGGUGAUUAGAGAGUCUGUUGAUGAAACACAAAUGUAUGUUUUAUUGAUUUAAUUUAGAACACUACAGAGUUCAUGGACUGUGUGAUGGCAUUAGAUUGAUGCUUGAUUUUGGUAUAAAUCACUACCAUUGAAAAUGAUUUGAUGUCCGCUUGCAGAAUUUGUUUUCACGACAAUACAGUCUAGGUUUGUAUUAAGUACUGUUGUUCAUAGGGUUUCUGCAGCUCUGUAAUGUCAAUGUGCCAUGUUGCAAUAUAACCACCUGGUAAUUCUAUUUAACACAAAUAGAGAUUCAACUCAUGGUAACUUUGAAGGCCUUUAGAAAUGAGUACUCUGGUUCUCAAGCAAUAAAUCUGAUCAUAAUGAAAAA